AUGCCCGAGGGCGGCGGUGGCGACGGCGGAGAGGUGCCCACGCUCAUCCCGGACGGCGAGCUGCGGGAGGAGCAGCGGCCCUUGAAACAGUCCCUGGGAAGCUCCCUGUGCCAUGAGUCGCACUGGAAGUGCCUGCUCCUCACACUGCUCAUCCAUGCCUGCGGGGCUGUGGUGGCCUGGUGUCGCCUGGCCACUGUGCCUCGGCUGGUCCUGGGGCCUGAGGCAGCCUUGGCCCGUGGGGCUGGAGGCCAGCCACCCACUUACCCUGCCAGCCCCUGCUCGGAUGGCUACCUGUACAUCCCACUGGCCUUUGUUUCCCUCCUCUACCUCCUCUACCUGGCUGAGUGCUGGCACUGUCAUGUGCGGUCCUGCCAAGCACCACGCACUGAUGCCAACACCGUGCUCGCCCUGAUCCACCGGCUGCAGCAGGCCCCGCCCUGCGUCUGGUGGAAGGCCACCAGCUAUCACUAUGUGCGGCGCACACGCCAGAUCACCCGUUACCGCAAUGGUGAUGCCUACACCACUACACAGGUCUACCACGAGAGGGCUGACAGUCGCACAGCUCGUGGUGAAUUUGACUACUCGGCACAUGGCGUCCGCGAUGUCUCCAAGGAGCUCGUGGGCCUGGCUGAGCAUGCAGCCACGAGGCUGCGCUUCACCAAGUGCUUCAGCUUUGGCAGCGCCGAGGCCGAGGCCUCAUACCUCACCCAGAGGGCCCGCUUCUUCAGCGCCAACGAGGGCCUGGACGACUACUUGGAGGCCCGCGAGGGCCUGCACCUGAAGGAUGUGGACUUCCGGGAGUCGCUCAUGGUCUUUGCUGAUCCGCACAGCCCACCCUGGUAUGCCCGGGCCUGGGUCUUCUGGCUCGUGUCAGCGGCCACGCUUUCCUGGCCCUUGCGUGUUGUGGCAGCCUACGGCACAGCCCAUGUGCACUACCAGGUGGAGAAGCUUUUCGGCGCCAGCUCGCCGCCUCCAGGGGCUGUGCCCAGUGGGCCCCCUCUCUCCCGUGUGGCCACAGUGGACUUUACCGAGCUCGAGUGGCACAUCUGCUCCAACCGGCAGCUGGUGCCCAGCUACUCGGAGGCUGUGGUCAUGGGCGCCAGCUCUGGAGCCUACCUACGUGGCUGCCAGCGCUGCCGCCGCUCCAUCAGCAGCAACUCGCUGCCGCCUGCCCGGCCCAGUGGGCCCCGCCUGCCCUUCAGCCGCAGCCGCCUCUCGCUGGGAGCUGGUGGCAGGGCCACACCAGGGGUCUUUCGCAGCCUAAGUGGGGGGCCGCUGGGGCGCCGUGGGGAGGACACGGAGCCCCUAGAGAGCCCACCCUGCUAUGAGGAUGCCCUUUACUUCCCGGUGCUCAUCGUCCACGGGGACAGCGGCUGCCAGGGGGAUGGGCAGGGUGUGCUCUGA
Molecule: messenger RNA, 1404 nt
Organism: Otolemur garnettii (small-eared galago)
Lineage: Eukaryota; Metazoa; Chordata; Mammalia; Primates; Galagidae
Gene: TMEM151A
Product: transmembrane protein 151A
Exons: 2
Coding region: 1-1404 (467 amino acids)
Source: RefSeq, a predicted model, not a curated record